AUUUCUGCUUUAAAGUUGUUCACCCCUAAGCUCAAAAACCCUAGAAGGGUUCAGUUUGUUCGCUGUCUUCAUUAAGCUAAGCUCGGAGAUUUUCCAGGCAAAUCUUUACGGAGCUGUUUGGUUAUGGCACUAAAGCAGGCCAGUUCUGGCCUUUUUGUGGGUCUAAACAAAGGUCAUAAGGUGACGCGAAAGGAGUUGGCUCCUCGUCCUUCUAACAGAAAGGGGAAAAGUAGCAAGAGAGUCCAUUUCGUGAGGGGCCUCAUUAGAGAGGUGGCUGGGUUUGCUCCUUAUGAGAAAAGGAUCACUGAGCUUCUAAAGGUUGGCAAAGAUAAGCGUGCCCUUAAGGUGGCAAAGAGAAAGCUUGGUACUCAUAAGAGGGCCAAGAAGAAGAGAGAGGAGAUGUCUUCUGUUCUUCGGAAAAUGAGAGCUGGUGGAGCCGCAGAGAAGAAGAAAUGAGUGAUUCACCCAGAUGCCUAUUCUCCAUGAAGCUUCUGUUCAUCAUCUUGAAAUUUUUAUUUAAAGCCUCUAUUUAUUUCAAAAUUUUGCAUGAGAUUUUGGAUUUAAUUUGUAAUCAAAACAAGUAUUUGCUUAUACAAUUACAUCCAGUGAGCCUUUUUUGAAA
This is a messenger RNA of Mercurialis annua (annual mercury), 622 nucleotides long. RefSeq names its product 60S ribosomal protein L36-2-like. The transcript has 5 exons. The coding region runs from base 124 to 456 and encodes 110 amino acids. Gene Ontology annotation, cellular component: cytosolic large ribosomal subunit; ribosome. Gene Ontology annotation, biological process: cytoplasmic translation. The record is from RefSeq and is a predicted model, not a curated record. NCBI's taxonomy places the organism in Eukaryota, Viridiplantae, Streptophyta, Magnoliopsida, Malpighiales, Euphorbiaceae. Gene Ontology annotation, molecular function: structural constituent of ribosome.